Messenger RNA from Saprolegnia parasitica CBS 223.65, 531 nucleotides. RefSeq lists its product as hypothetical. The record is from RefSeq and is a predicted model, not a curated record. NCBI's taxonomy places the organism in Eukaryota, Oomycota, Saprolegniomycetes, Saprolegniales, Saprolegniaceae. The transcript has a single exon. The coding region runs from base 1 to 531 and encodes 176 amino acids.
AUGAAGGCUGCUCUUAUUAUCGCUGCGAUCGCCACGGCGGCCCACGCCAACGUCGCUAGCUCCGUCUUGCGGGCCUUGGAGGUCGACGGCGCCACGGACGUCUUUGUGCGCUUUGCCGACAGCCCCCUCGAGAGCGGCAUGAUCACCGAGGGCGCGACGCGUCAGGACGUCUUUGAGAUUCUCAGCGAGCGUACGGAAGAAGCCACCAAGUCCAUCGACGACGUCACCAAGGGCUUUGAGACCAAGUCGCUCUGGAUCGUGCCCGGUACUUUCAUCAAGGCGGCCGACCAAGCCACUGUCGACAAGCUCGCGCAGCACCGCGGCAUCAAGACGAUUGAGCACCUGCCGGAGAUUUCGCUCGACCCCGUGCUCACGCAAGCGGUCACCGAAACCGCCGCCGCGGACCAGCCCAAUCCCCAAUGGGGCGUGCAGACGGUCGGUGCGCCGGAAGUCUGGAAGACGACCAAUGGCUCGGGUGUCAAUCAUUGGCUCCAUCGACACGGGCGCCCGUCACACGCACGAGCUCAUUAA